This is a messenger RNA of Colias croceus (clouded yellow), 951 nucleotides long. RefSeq lists its product as uncharacterized. The coding region runs from base 79 to 666 and encodes 195 amino acids. The transcript is spliced from 5 exons. The record is from RefSeq and is a predicted model, not a curated record. Lineage: Eukaryota; Metazoa; Arthropoda; Insecta; Lepidoptera; Pieridae.
AACAAGACAGAAAUGUAGCGUUUAAACUUUAAACGACUCAUAAGUGCUCCUUAUUCCUAUGCUUAUCUUCACAAAACCAUGAGCUAUAAAAAAAUGAAUUCCAGUGAUCCCAGAAACAAGACAAAAAGAACAAAAAAUAAGAAUAAUUCCUUAGCCACGAAUAAUAAUUCUCAACUGACUCAACCAUCUAAUGUUAAUCCUAGAAAUAAAGACAAUACAGUUGAUUGUGUGAAACACCAAUGCCCCUUAUUAGCGAAAGAUUCGGAGUGGGUGGAUUUUCUGGAGGGUACAUCGUACGACAUAAAAUUGAAGGACCACAAUAAUAAUCCAGCUGGUGAAGAAGUACAACCUGAAGAUGAUUCUCUAAUUAAACCUAUAGCGCUUAUGUUUCCAAAUCUUUUGACUGAAGACAGAUUGCCAUUAGAAGGAAUUGUUAACAGAGCAUUAUCUACUACAGAAGUAACAAGGCAUUUAGUUGGUCAUAAAGCAAACUUUUCCUUCUUGAGAAAAGUGAACCGCUUAAUACCUCCCGAUAAGGUAUGGCUAGAAAGUUUAUCAGAAAAAAGCAUUUCGUCGAAUUCGAUAAACAUUACUGAAGACCAGGCAUUUGAUCAAAGCGCUGCAGCCGUCGAUACGAAUUCAAAAGCAAGUUCGUCUACGCAUUAAGAAUGUAGUGAAAAGUGCAACCUGCGAUUUCUUCUGAAAAUUGAACAAUAUACAGUAUGGAGCCUUUAAUUUUAAAUACCUACUUGUACGGUAGGUAUUUAGGUGGAAGCUUAGAAGUUAGAACUCAAGGAAAAUGAGAAUAAAAGAAUGGGAUCAUUUCUGUGCAGGCGUAUAGGAACCCAUUUUAGCUUUACGAAAAUAAUAAUUAUAUGAUCAAAAUCCGAGGAGUCGUAACUACUCAAAGGUUAUUAAAAAGAACAAAACUUGUUAAGCGUGUAUAUUCUA